This is a messenger RNA of Acaulospora colombiana, 1345 nucleotides long. Lineage: Eukaryota; Fungi; Glomeromycota; Glomeromycetes; Diversisporales; Acaulosporaceae. The record is from the annotation of a GenBank genome assembly.
AUGUCGCAUCUGACCGAAUUUGUGCAAGGACCUGAUUCUGGUCACCUGGGAAAAGGAAUACAAGAAGGUGCUACCGCCCUUACCGGCGGUAUUGAAGCCUGGCAAGGAUACUAUCAAUCAGCUCGUCCGACAAAAGGAAAAAUCAUGAUCAAUGUCGAUUUGAGUGCAACAACAUUUUACGAAUCGGGCCCUUUAAUAAUGCUGGUUACGAAAUUACUUAGUCGACGUACACCCGAUGACCUCCGCCGAGGAAUUGCCGGAAAAGAGCGUGUUAAGAUCGAAAGAUCAUUAAAAAAUCUAAAAAUUAAGGUUACACAUCGAGGGGAAAGCGUCUCUAGGCGUCGUUUCAAGGUCAGCAAAGUCACCGAAACUCCGGCGUAUCGAACUAUAUUCGAUAUGGGCGACGGUUCUACUACUAAUGUAGCAGACUACUUCGAGAGAACCUACGGCAAACGCCUAUCUUACCCUAAUCUUCCUUGUGUGGUUGUUUCGAGGAAUAAUUAUUUACCACUGGAAGUUUGUGAAGUGAUUAAGGAACAGCGUUAUAUCCGCAAACUAGAUGAAAAGCAAACUGCCGAUAUGAUCAGGUUCACCUGUCAAUCUCCUCAUAUACGAGCAAACAAAAUUCGGCAGGGUGUGGAAAUUCUUAACUACCGUGGUAAUGAAUAUCUUCAACAAUUCGGGGUGACUGUCUCUAAUGACAUGGCCGUGAGUAUUCCUAAUAAGACACCGCCAAUAAUGUAUUCCAACCCACAGGGAGAUGUUGAAGCCUCUCUCAAGAAAGCAUGGCUUCGUGCUGGGAACGCAGCCAAAGCACAACCGCAAUUGAUCUUAUGCAUUUUGCCAAACACCGGCGUUCUUCUUUAUGCAGAAAUCAAAAGAGUCACCGAUACUAUCAUCGGAGUACCCAGUCAAUGCAUUCAAGGUCGGCAUAUGAUGCAAGCAAAGAAACAAUAUUGCGCUAAUGUUUGUCUGAAACUCAAUAUCAAACUUGGUGGAAUGAACGUUUACAUUAACCCUGCACAAAUUCCAUUUGUCUCCGAUCGCCCGACAAUUCUGAUGGGCGCUGAUAUUUCUCAUCCAUCACCUGGAAAUUCCGCUAGCCCUUCUAUUUCCGCUGUUUGCGCGUCAUUAGAUGCGAAAGCUUCACGAUAUUCCACGACAAUCCGGAUUCAAACGGGACACGCCGAAAUAAUAGCUGAUUUGGCCUCUAUGGUCAAAGAACUCUUGAAAAACUUUUACCAAACUUGCGGUAGAAAACCAGAAAGAAUUCUCUUUUAUCGUGAUGGCGUGUCCGAAGGUCAAUUUGUUCAUGUGAUGAAUGAAGAAAUUAAAGCUGUGAGAC